AUGUCUGGUAUUACGGACGACCAGGCGUACCUUCUUUCGCACAGAGGUCUUCAGGGUGUUCAAGUGGCCGCUGUGGCUGCUACGCCCUUGUACCUUCUGCAAUCAAUCCGGAAGGGUAGAUUCUCGAUGCGCGGUCUUGCGAGCUACAACUGGGUCGUCCCUAUUCUCGGUGGCGCUAUCGGUGCUGCGGCCGGAUGGGGCGAGUCGAUUCAGCUUACAACGCCUGUGCUGGCAUUCCGCGUGGCCGGCGUGCGGGCCUCGGAGGAGCGCAUGCGCCGUGACGACUUCCACCUUAUCGGCUCCGUGGUGGGUGCCUUGACACUCCCUGCGCUCUUGUUGCGUCGCGUCGGCCUCAUUAAUGGUCUUUUGGGUGGUGCGGGUCUCGGUGGUGCUGUGGGUGUUCUCUCGUUCUACGGUAAGCGCUACGCCGAUGAGGGCAAGCUCCCUGAUCUGCCGCUGCCUGAGUCUGUUUCACAGAAGUAG
Messenger RNA from Malassezia sympodialis ATCC 42132, 483 nucleotides. RefSeq lists its product as uncharacterized. The record is from RefSeq and is a predicted model, not a curated record. NCBI's taxonomy places the organism in Eukaryota, Fungi, Basidiomycota, Malasseziomycetes, Malasseziales, Malasseziaceae.